CAUAUUUUUUUAUUCCUCUUGACCUCAUCAUGUACAAAAUACAAAAAUGUAUUUUAUUUAACCCAUUGACACUGAGAAGGCAAAAAUACAAGCUGUACACCCUGUAAGUUUAGAUUAUUAAUUGUUUACACGUUUCCACAAGUGCCCAGUUACCUCUGGGUCAAUUACUUUACUCUAUCCAGUCUCAGAAAAGGAAAUACUGGCAACUCACCCUAGACUCUGGUGUACUCCAAUUUGCUAUUUAGAGUAAUAUAAAGUAAUUAAAAAAUAUUAUAAAUAAUUUCAGACAUAUAGAAACAGAGGUGGUAUUCAAGAAAGGUCAUUGAAUGUUAAUGGUAAUGGUAAUUCAUAGCAGUAAUAUGUAAAACUACAUACUGUUAUAAAUCUCUCUUAUACUAUAUUGAGAAUGACAUAUAUUUUACAUAUUUAACUGUAAUUUGGGCAACUGUACAUUUUUUGUCAUUGCAUCAACUUUGAAGGUUUGCAGCACCAUUUGCAUUUUUGAAUAGAAAAUGCUGUAAAUAUGUAUGAAACUGAUCAUUGAAUAGUUGACAAUAAAUCUGUACCCUUCGUGAAUGCUGCCUCAGUGUUAACUUCUUACAGAUGUGUACUGCCAUGAUAGUCAUGAAAGAUUUUUGUUUGGGAAUGGGUACGGCUGUACCUGUCAUGGAAAAUUUUGGCUUGUAAUAUUACUGUUGUAAUAUAGAUAGGAUUUAUUGUACUACUUACCUUUUUGGGUUAUUACAGUGGUUUAUUAGGAUGGGUUUAUGAUGAUAAAUAUAUUUUCUAAUUAAGAGCAUUAAGUUUUAGUUUUGUCAGCAAUACUCUUUGUGAGUACUGCCCAGGUAUUAACUUCUUAUGGAUGGGUACUGCUAAGGCAGUCAUAGAAAAUUUUUGUUUAACCAAACACUGACAGGUAUCAGAAAUCUCUUGGCGUCAAAAACUCUGGUGAUUUCUGGCAACAUCCAGCUGCUAGGCUGGGUGUCCACUACAUGAAGUUCCACGUGCUCUAGCGCCUCGUCGCACGUAUAUCCGCAGACUGCGCAGUUUGUUAUGACGGCUGUACACGUUACCGGUCCGUAAGGGAUUAGAGAUAAUACGGCUAUACCCGUCAUGGAAAUUUUUGGCCUGGCGGUGGGUAUGGCUAUAAAUGUAAUGCUUCGGAUACGAUUUUAAUGAUAGUGACGGGAACGGCUGUCACAGUGGACUGUUUUCAAGAUCCUUUUUUAUUUUUUUGGCUUUUGGCUUUUGAGGUCAUGUCAACUGAGGUAACAUUUUGAAAGAUUCCUUGGUGAUGACGUCAGGUCACGCGACUGUGUUGUCAUGUGAUGAUAUCAAGAGUGACAUGAUUGGAUAAAAAAACUAUUAAAGGGCGAGCACAGGUCAAGGUAGUCUUUCGCCAGCUUUCCGUUGUCCGCUCUCACAGGCCUCGGUCCUCCCCUGCCAUCCGCUCCCUCAGUUUAAAGGAAAAGGAGGUGAUGGAUGAUCCCCAGCCUUCAACUUCCAGGGGUCUUUCACAUUUGAGUAAUACACCUGAUCCUCUCCUCAAUCUGAUCAUCCAUUCUUCUGAUGAGGAAUGUGUGGAAUCCGAUGAGAAGUAUAUGCUGCCAACUAAACGGUGCAGGGCAGAGGAUGAUUACGAUCCUAAUGUUGCCCUUGGAGAUGACUCUAACUGGGAGGACAGCGACUCAGAGGAUGAGUCUGAGCUAUCCGACUCUGAGUCAGACAUUGACUCUGUGUCACUGCACAGCAUGUCAAUUAACUGCUGUGAUCGCAAUACCCUAGGUACUUCCUCCUUUGUCUGGAGAAAAAGGGAGAAUAACCCACUGCGCUUCGACUUCACUGCAACUCCUGGGGUCAAGCUUCCUGACCUGGAUGCUGCUUCACAGCCUGAAGAGGUCUUCAGCAAAUUCCUGACAGAGGAACUCUUGGAAAAGAUUGUACAGGAGACGAAUCGAUAUGCUUCACAGCACACAAAGACACCCUUUCUCAACAUGAAGGGUUGGGAGGAUAUCACAGUGCAUGAGUUUCGGGCAUACCUUGGGCUGCAAAUCCUGAUGGGAUUGCAGUCCAUGCCUCACAUGCAGGAUUUCUGGUCUCAUGAUCCUCUGAUUUCGUCAACAAUUUUCUCACAGACCAUGUCAUGGGAUCGUUUUGAUGCCAUCACAUCGGCACUCCACUUCAUUGACAAUGGAGCUGACCAUCCUGCUGUUGAUCGACUUUGGAAGUUGAGACCUGUCAUUGAUGCCCUUGACAAACAGUUUUCUAGUAUCUUUGUCCCCAACAAGUUAAUUUCUGUAGAUGAGAUCCUCUGGGGUUUCAGUGGGUGCCAUCAGGCACUACAGUAUGUGCCAAACAAGAGAGUGUGCAGUGGUUUGAAGGUCUACAAGCUCUGUUCAAGUGAUGGCCCAGAGGCUGGCUAUACAACUGCCUUCGGCAUUUACAUGGGACAGGAUCGUGGGGAGCUCCCCACAAGCAUGAAAGUGGUAAUCGACCUCAUGGAGAAAGGGGGCCUAAUGGACAAGGGGUACGAAGUAUACACUGGCAACUGGUUUUCAUCCCCGAAACUUUUCCACUACCUGCAGACAAGGAAAACAAGUGCUGUCGGGACAGUACAAGCAAACCGUAAAUACAUGCCGACAGACCUACAGGCGAAAGGGCGAGGAAAGAUAGACUUCCGUAGCACGAACACAGGGAUGCUUGCCCUGCAGUGGAUGGACAAGAGACCCAUAACCAUGCUCUCUACAGUCCACACUAGUGAGAUUGAAGCUCUUUCUCUCAAUUGUCAGGAACAACAACGGACAAAGCCAAAGGUUGUGCUAGAGUACACCCAUCGCAUGAAGAGAAUUGACCUCGGCGAUCAGUUAGCACAGUCCUACACAUCAACAAGGAAAACAAUAAAAUGGUACAUAAAGAUUUUCUUCACUCUUUUGGACAUGGCUGUGAUCAACUCCCUGGCUGUACACAAAGUCCUUGGUGGUAAAAUGGCAGAAGCCGAAUUCAAAAUGGAGCUUGUGCGAGGCUUGCUAGAAGGGGGAGAGCUAGGAAGAAGGAGGAAGAACCAUAUCUCCCCUGCUCCUGCUGCCCCUGCUGCUACUGCUGCUCCAGACCACAUGCCAGAGGACACACCCUUCCGCAGGUGGAGGAGGUGUGCCUUCUGCUGGAACAGUAAGCGGAAGAGAAAGGAAACGAGGAUAUUGUGCAACAUCUGUGGGGUCUCCCUGUGCCCUACCCCUUGCUUCAAAGAGUUCCACAAUUCUCUAGAUGUCUGAGUGUGUAAACAUGUUUUGUAAAUAAUAUGUACAUAUAUGUAAAUAUUUUUAUUUAUUUUUAUGAAAGUAUAAAAAGAAAAAGAAGAAAAAA
This is a messenger RNA of Penaeus monodon (black tiger shrimp), 3363 nucleotides long. RefSeq names its product piggyBac transposable element-derived protein 4-like. The transcript has 3 exons. Bases 1479 to 3272 code for a protein of 597 amino acids. The record is from RefSeq and is a predicted model, not a curated record. Lineage: Eukaryota; Metazoa; Arthropoda; Malacostraca; Decapoda; Penaeidae.